Molecule: messenger RNA, 1188 nt
Organism: Solanum tuberosum (potato)
Lineage: Eukaryota; Viridiplantae; Streptophyta; Magnoliopsida; Solanales; Solanaceae
Exons: 7
Coding region: 94-828 (244 amino acids)
Source: RefSeq, a predicted model, not a curated record
UAAUAAAAAAAAAUCUAACACGACUAGAAUAUAAAAAACGUUGAGUCCAUGGUGGUCCAAAUCAGAAAUCCAGUGGCCUAAUUGCCAUAUGGCAUGCCUAUCCUUUCGUCCUCCACUCUCCUCCAAAUGUCUCCGACCGCCGUCGUACCUUCUUCAGUAAACAUGUCCGCAGCUGCAACUUCUGCUUCUGCCUCCCACAUAUUCAAUCACAAUCAUCAGCUCAUUGUUUCGCUAAAUGGCAGAAGAAAGUCAAUUAAUGCAUCCUCCUCCUCUUUCAUCGGCUCAUACCGACUCAACUGCAGCAUCUCUAGAUCCUCCCGGAGGAUCUCUUAUCCUUCUCCCAUCAGGAUCAGACCGCUCUCUCCUGUCAUGGAAUGGCAAGAUUGCACGAUCAAAAUGGAAGUAGAUGUGCCCAUUUCAGUUGCUUAUAAGUGCUAUUCUGAUCGUGAGGCCAUUCCUGAAUGGAUGCCUUUUAUUUCAACGGUAAAGAUUUUGGAGGAUAAGCCUGACUUAUCAAGAUGGUCGCUGAAGUAUAAAGCUUUCGGGCAGAACAUUGAAUAUUCAUGGCUUGCUCGAAAUAUGCAGCCUACGCCAAAUCAGAAGAUCCACUGGAGAUCUCUGGAGGGACUUCCUAACAGGGGAGCUGUGCGAUUUUUCCCCAAAGGCCCAUCAUCCUGCAUCAUAGAACUAACAUUUUCAUAUGAAGUGCCUCAACUGUUGGUUCCAGUGGCAUCAGCAUUGAAACCAUUUACUGAAAACCUGCUGACACAAGGGUUGGAACGCUUUGCAACAUUUGCUAAGAGUUACUCAGCUGGCACACCUAAAUGAUGUAUAAACUAAUUCAUGCCAGUAACAUCCAUUGGUCCUAUAUCAUGCAAUAAUCAUCUAGCUGCAAUGUAUGGCUUGUCAGCUAGGAGCAAGCAGUUUUAAUUCUUAUCAUGGUCUUACAGAUCAUCUAGCUGCAUGGUCAUUCACUGUUUAUUGCUCGAGUAUAAUUGCAGACUUCUAGUCUUGAUUGCUCCCCAUUCAUAUCGUAUUGCAGUGCACUGAACUCAAUAGGUUGUUCAAAAAACCCUUCCUCACAUCGAUAAAGAGACGCCAGUAUUUUCUUUGAUUGGGCAACUUCGACUGUGCUGCUGCCUUUAUAUAGCAUUAUGCUCAUCAAUGGAAGUUUUGCUUUCGUUAUUA